CCGUCAAUAGCGGCUGGGGUUGCCUGCUGUUUGGAAUUACCAUUCCCCACAUUUCAGACCAACAGCUACACCAUGGGCAAACUCUUGGUCUUGUGCGUUGCAGUUCUUGCCUACGCCGGUAUUGGGUCAUCUUUGUAUUGUUACAAAUGCUCCUUUACCAUGAUUUUCUGCAGGACAAAUGUAACCUGCCAGACUGGGGAGGUUUGUGCAACUAUCAUUGGAUCAGCAGUUGGCCAUGAUGUCAUCCAAAAAAAAGGUUGUGUCGCCCGGGAAAAAUGCAACACAACCUCCACGGAGACCUACGUAGGUGUCAACUACACCACUCGUUAUAAAUGCUGCGAGGGAAACGCGUGCAACUCAGCCCCCACUCUGAGCUCUGCUCACCUUUCCCUAGCCAUGGUGCUGGCCAUGCUGGGCUUCUGGUGUACCCAACUGCUCUAAAUCCACUCCCCCCAUCAAACAGAGGAAGCCGUUCUCCAGGAGAGCCGGGGAGUUCAACACUUUAUUGAGCAGCUGCUUUUGUUUAAUGAACUGAUUGCAUUUUUCACCAACUGCACUAGUGCAAUGCUAGAAAAAGCUAUUUUCUUCUCAGUCCAUUGAAAUCCAUGGGCUCAGAAAGGUGUUGCUCUGAUUACUACUGUACUCUGUAUCUUAUAAAUCAAGCAUUGGUGGAAUAAACUGAGGGGGACUGAGUGGAAGAAGGAGAUCCCUUCCUUUUUCUUUUGA
Messenger RNA from Sphaerodactylus townsendi, 726 nucleotides. RefSeq names its product sperm acrosome membrane-associated protein 4-like. The record is from RefSeq and is a predicted model, not a curated record. NCBI's taxonomy places the organism in Eukaryota, Metazoa, Chordata, Lepidosauria, Squamata, Sphaerodactylidae. Bases 73 to 441 code for a protein of 122 amino acids. The transcript has 4 exons.